UCGGCUAGUGGGCAUCAGACAACUUUCGUGGACAGAAUACAAAAAAAUUCUACCCUCAUCUGGAUGCGACGCAAUGGGCAGAAGGCAAUGGUAGGUCUGCCAACCAAUCUUGUUUUCGAUUCAGGAUCAAGAAAGUACGCANUUUCGACAAUUCACUACUUUCACAUCUGGGAACAAGUCUGGUUGUCCUUGGAGACGCAAGAUACAUCGUGCUGCUUAUGGAAAAACAAAAAAACAGUGAGCAUUCGAUAGUACUGGAAGUGCUGUGAAAGGCUGAAAAAAAUAGUUCUUAAAGCAUCCCUAUGGUUAGCGAAAUCAAUCUGUGGAUCCCCCAAAAGGAAAACCAGUGCAUCUAACCCCCCACUGCCCCCAACCGUGCAACUACAUACCCCAUCAACCGAAAAAGGAGGCACGCCGGGUUCUCACCGGAGGGGGGGAAUAAAACACCAACUCUACCCACCACUGUUAACAGGGCGAAACGACGGAAUGGCGCAAGCGGGUCAGCCAAGCGAACACCGUACCAGAGCAUCUGAGACAUAGUACAAUAACAUCCAAGCCCCCCAAAAAAUAUGGCUACGAUUGAAUAAAGGUCAGCCGGACCCGGCCGAACUGGUCGAAUGAUCGCAUUAGAGAGUUCUCGCAGAAGCCUCUGCCGCAGAACCAAACCUCAGCCUGGCAAAUCUGUACUUUUUCCAAGCCAUGGCCUCGAACACGCUUGACCAUGUUUGCUCGCGACCGUCGGUUUAUUUCCUCAUUCUCGGUCUCGUUGAUCAGAGUUACCAUGAACGCAAAGCGGUCAAAUUUCAUGACAUUCAACAUGUGCAGACACUUUUUANUCUGUACUUUUUCCAAGCCAUGGCCUCGAACACGCUUGACCAUGUUUGCUCGCGACCGUCGGUUUAUUUCCUCAUUCUCGGUCUCGUUGAUCAGAGUUACCAUGAACGCAAAGCGGUCAAAUUUCAUGACAUUCAACAUGUGCAGACACUUUUUAUUCUUCGCAUGGUUCUGCUCGUGCGCGUUGAGGUUGACCCCCGACAGCUGGGCGCAUGUCUCUAUCCCACUGUACUUUUGGCGGCAGUCAUCCCCGUGGUUGCAGUCCUGCAGGGUGUCUGGCCCGUAGUGAGGCCCGGCGUUGCUUCCCAAGGCGUGUGUUCUGCGCACCGUCGCCGUGGGGUCCUCCUACAGCGGUUGGAUGUCGAACGAAAGGCCAUACUCUUCCACGAUGCCAUUGAUGUCAGCGCUUUUCCCCGGUUGAUGGUGAGCCACCUGAAUUUGAAGGGCUUUCGUACGCUGCACCGCCGACCCGAAGCAUGCUCCUGAGCGCACAGCCAGUUCUGUCAGGACGA
Ectocarpus sp. CCAP 1310/34 is the source of this 1346-nucleotide messenger RNA. Lineage: Eukaryota; Phaeophyceae; Ectocarpales; Ectocarpaceae. The record is from the annotation of a GenBank genome assembly.